Messenger RNA from Coccidioides immitis RS, 1928 nucleotides. RefSeq names its product translin-associated factor TraX. The transcript is spliced from 3 exons. NCBI's taxonomy places the organism in Eukaryota, Fungi, Ascomycota, Eurotiomycetes, Onygenales, Onygenaceae. Gene Ontology annotation, cellular component: nucleus; cytoplasm. Gene Ontology annotation, molecular function: RNA endonuclease activity; sequence-specific DNA binding; RNA binding. The record is from RefSeq and is a predicted model, not a curated record. The coding region runs from base 53 to 907 and encodes 284 amino acids.
GACCUUCCCAAACCAGACAGCUACGACCCGGCAGCCCGUCGUGCUUACAACGAUGGCAGGCAACAAGCGGUCGUGGGAAGGGAAUUUGAUCCAGAGACCACAGAACGACAAAGAUAUGGCGGAUACUGAACAAACCUCUCCGGUUCAAUCCUUGUUUAUGUACUUCCGGAACGAGUUGGAUGAGCACCACGACCGCCGGGAGCGAAUCAUCAAGGUGUCGCGCGACGUCACGGCAUUGAGCAAGAAGAUCAUCUUCUCCUUACACAGAAUUCGAAACCUAAACACUCCAAUCCCAAAAUCCAUCGCCAAGGAAAAUGCCGACCGUUUCUCUCAGAUUGACACCCUUUUCAAAUCCAUAGCCGCUGAUGUCUCCGGCCUCAAUGCCUGGCGAUACCAACACCAGACAACCUGGGGGGUGCAGGAAUACAUCGAAGCCCUCUCCUUCCAACACUAUAUCGAAAAGCAGCGACUAAUCACCCUCGAGGAAGUAAGAAGUUCUCUGCCGCCAGAGAUUCUGGUUACAGAGUCGGAUUAUGUGUUGGGAUUGUUUGAUUUGACGGGAGAACUGAUGAGAUUUGCCAUCACGGCGAUGAGCAUGGGAGGGACCCGUCCGCGGGAUACGUUGGCGAGUGCAAAUGUUGAUGGGCCGAGUGAUGUGUGCGGGUCGGGUACGUCGGUGGAAGGAAUCAUGGUUGAUCUACGGGAGCUGCGGGCGAUGUUUGAGAAGCUGAAUGUUCCGCGAAAUCAUUCCUUGAUGAAGGAUUUGGGUAAGAAGAUGGAAGUUAUGCAGGCGAGCGUGGAGAAGGUUGAGAAGGCUGCAUACGGUUUGCUGGUUCGCGGGAAAGAGCGGCCUCAGGGUUGGAUGCCGGAUCUCUCGUCGAGUUCGGCGCCGGUGGAGAGUUAUUGAUAAUUGGGCUGUCGGUGGGCGAGUGUUCUGGGUUGGCUGGUUUUUACGAUAUUCUUACGGAGGACUGCUAUGAAUGUCCUAUGAAUGUUAAUGUAAUGGGCCGAAAAUGAUAUCAGAUCCACAUGUCGAAUAUCAUCUAAUUCCUUCAGGUCAUCAAUCCAUAAUAAUAAUUAUCGCAGAAGCAUGAACCAAAGUCAUCUCAACCUAUCCCCAUUGCCAUAUAUUCUGUUUCUGUAGCGAAACCAUUACCAGGGUCAAAAAGAAUCCUCCAAAAAGAACGCCCCAACGCAUACAAGAGCCAAUUGACACCAAUUAAUUCAAACACUUGCACCUCAUCACACCUUCCUCGGAUCCUCUUCCUCAUCCAAAAUCCCGGACUUAAUCAAGUCCUCCGGCUUUGGCCGGUUUUGGAUCUUGUGCUCCAACGAGUCCGCCACCAUAUGUCUUUCCAAUUCUUUGGCAUGGGCCUGCAGGGCCGGAGCGGCGGUGGAGGAUGGAAGGAUGUUGCCUACAAAUGGCGUUAUUAGCAGUGCAUAAGAUAUAUGUUAUGUAUGUACUAAGUCAUCUAGGAUGACUAGGGUGGUGGUGGCGGUGGGCGCACGUUCGAUAAGAGUAUCUCUAUCCGGUCUCUUUUCUAGAUGCCGCUUGAGGCUGUCCAUGGCGCGAUGGCGAGCGAGUUCGUGCUGUGCAGCUUGGAGGGAUCUAAAUAUUCGGGUCCCAUACAGGGGGAUGUGCUUAGCAUUGACGUGCCGCUUUUGUUUGUAAAGGGGCUACUUCUGUGCAGUACGAACGGCUGAGACGUACGGUGCAGCGUUUGUGUCCAGCAGGAUAUGUCUGUCCUUGAGCUCCUGGGGGUUCGGACGGCGCUGGAGAUAUUUCUCCAGCGAGUUGCGCCGCUCUAGGGUCGGCGAAAUAGGAGACUCAUCGACACGCGGGGAGUCAGUCAUGGUGCGGCAGCUCGCUAUAGAGGACGUUCGGAGCGAAAAUACGACAGGGGUUACUGGCAGUUAUGAUGAAGUAG